CGUCACUUCCGCACUCGAUGAACCGCCAUGGCUGUACAGCAGGACCGUGGCGUCCCCCUGAGUACUCUUUCUCCCAAGUACCUUCAUACCAAUUCUACCAGCCACACCUGGCCUUUUAGUGCCAUUGCUGAGCUCAUAGACAAUGCCUACGAUCCAGAUGUCCUGGCCAAUGCUUUCUGGAUUGAUAAGACUGUUGUCAAAGGACACGAUUGCCUCAGUUUCAUGGAUAAUGGUAAUGGUCUGGACCAUGAGGCCAUGCAUAAAAUGCUCAGCUUCGGCUACAGCGACAAGGUUUCCGUAAAGGGAGUGGAACCCAUCGGGAUGUACGGCAACGGUUUCAAAUCCGGAUCCAUGCGUCUUGGGAGAGACGCCAUCGUCUUUUCCAGGUCCAAGAAUGCGUCAUGCGUCGGGAUGCUCUCUCAAACAUACCUGGAAAAGAUCAACGCCCAACAGAUUAUUGUUCCAAUUGUCUGCUUUGAGCACACAGACGGCAACCUAUGUGUAAGAGAGGAGCACAGAGCCAGUCUGCAGGACAUCCUGCACUACUCUCCUUUCGUAACUGAGACGGACCUACUCACUGAGAUCAGUGCCAUCACGUCCACCUGCUCCACCGCGACGACCGGCACACGCAUCAUAAUCUGGAACCUGCGCAGGACAUCCACUGAAGCCUUGGAGUUUGAUUUUCAGGCAGACCGUUACGAUAUUCAAAUUCCGUCCGAUGUCUAUGAGGAGUUGACCUCGGCUGGUGACAGAAUCCCCUCACACAUACCUGAGAGUGUUUACUCACUACGGGCGUACUGCAGUAUCUUGUACCUGAAGCCUCGCAUGCAUGUCAUUAUACGAGGUCAGAAAGUGAAAACUCAGCUAAUAGCCAAGAGUCUGGCCAACAGCAAAACAGACCACUACAAGCCCAUCUCUCUUACCAAAAGAAUUCCCAUUAUUUUUGGCUACAACACCAAAAGCAGAGACCACUAUGGCAUCAUGAUGUAUCACAAGAAUCGUCUCAUAAAGGCCUAUGAGCGUAUAGGCUGCCAACUCAAGCCCAACAGCAAAGGUGUCGGCGUCAUUGGGGUCAUAGAGUGCAACUUCCUUGAGCCCAUGCACAACAAACAAAGCUUUAGUGAGAAUGACAAGUACAGGAAAACUAUGGCCAGUUUGACAAUCAAGCUGGAUGAAUAUUGCAAUGAAAUUCGCUACAGGUUGACCAGAGACAACCCAGACAGAAAGGUGGAAGUGGAUGACAUCAGCAAGCGUGCGGAUCAGAACUGGGUGAUGUGUGACCUUUGCAGGAAAUGGCGCAAACUGCCUGACGGGAUCGACUGUGGCAGGCUGCCGGACAGUUGGUUCUGUCAUAUGAAUCCCGAUCCUCAGUUCAGGAAUUGCGAGGCUGAAGAAGAGGCUCAGGACUCUGAUGAUGAACAACCGUCAUACAGAAAAACAUACAAGCAAAAAGAGAGGGAGGACAAAAAGAAGCUAAUGAGUAAGCAGAAGGUCGAGGCUGAUAGACGGCGUUGGGAAGAGCGGCGCAUGGCUAAGCUGACGCUGCAAAACCAGGCUCUUCAACAGCAGGAGGAGGACCUCAAACGCAAGCUACAUCAAAAAACCGUCCAUUCCCCCACUACUCCCACUACCUCAGAGAGAAGGUUGAACAUGGACUCAGUACAGGAGACUUCAUCCUCUCCAGGGGUGACCGCUGUGUCUGGAACCUCCCCCAGUAGCAAUGGUUUUCCAAUUAUUUCAAGCGUGUACUCUUUGUCAACCAGUCCCUCAAGGAAAAAAAGGAGGAUGUCUGCCGAGUCACAAAGCACUCCGAAAAGUCAUAGACAAAAUCUCUUCCAAGAAGGUGCAUCCGAUGGUUCGUCAUCAGUAGAUGUGAGCCCGCUGAGAAAUGAGGCCUUUGAACCAAAAAAGGCUGGUGCAGAGUUUAUGGGGUUGGUCAAUGAAGGAAGUUCUUCCCCUGCACCACCUCCUGGCAUCAGCCAGAUGGAAGCGCCACAGAUAAAGGGUGAAAAGGAGGAUAAGGCAAUAAUUAAACAAAAUCCAGACCAAACAGAAUGUGGGGCUGUUGCAACUGCCGAGCGAGGCACUCAGUUUUCGAGAAUGAUUAAGAGAGAAAAUAACACUCAAAGCAUAAAUGAAUCCAAUCAGACUGUGUAUAUAGAUAGCGAUGAUGAUAAUGAAAUCAAUGAGUCAUUAGAAUGGCCUAUGGAAACUACGGAACAACAAGAUGUGGACCAUGAGGAGCGACUUCAGAAUAUUUUGCCGUUUUCUGUCAAUUGUUUACACCAAUCAAGCCAGACAGAGGAAUCAUGGCCUGAUAAAGAUUAUAAAAGCUUGUUUGAGAAAGCUGAAGAAAAAAUUAAUCAACUUGUGAGCAGCAGAGCUGAUUUAUUGGAAACAGCUCGGAUCAAACCUAGUGCUACCCAGGCCGAGGAGGAUUUGGGCAACAUCACGUGGCAAGUUGACUCUCUUGUCCGGGAACUCGAUCAAAGAACCAGGGAGAGGAAUCAACUGCGCUCUCAGCCCGACGCGUCACGGGUGAGCCACACGUGUGGGGCGUGGCGUUUGAAAUAGGUCCGCUCGCUAUAAGGAGGAGAGGCGGCGAGGAAUCGACUAGUCCAAGACAAACCCGUCAUUCAAACAAAGCUUCACACCCAAGAGAGGGGGACCACUUCUGACGGGGAGAAGCGACGAGACGAGCUGGGCUUCUUGUUUUUCUUCUUGGCGUUGACUUGCUUAUCCUGCUCACCUCUUCUCGGGGGGGUGUGUGCGUGUUGCUGUCGCCUCUUUAGCAUCCUGACGCUAGCUUAAAAGGUACAUGCAGUUGUGCUCAUCAAUUUCAGCCUGACCACUACUUACUUCCACGUGAAUAUCUAUGCAUAUAUUUAAGAUUAAUAUUAUUGUUUUUUUUUUAAUUUUAAAAAGUGUUUUUAAAAUUAUAUAAAUAUUAAAUUCGCUCGUAAUGUAAAGCUGUCGUUUCCUGUUUCGAGGUGCCUUCGCGUGUCUUGCUUGUUAAACGUCCAAAAGUCGUGACUUUUCAUUCUUCAUUUCAUAUAACCCAAAAUAAAAAUGUAUUAGAUUGGGGAGGGGGGGAUGGGGAGGCUUUCAUACGUACCUUUUCAUAUACGCAUACUCGUGAGAUGCGCAGCAGGAGAUGCCACACGAGUGACUGUUGUAGAAAUUUCUCACCUACUACUACGCAGGUUGCCAACGUUAGCGACCCAGAGAUAAAAUGCCACGCGAGUCACUUUUUAUAAAUUCAGUCAUAAUUUCACACUCACAAAAAAAAAGCCUAUUCCCACAUACUAAUUUUCAUUCAUUCAUUGCCAUAGACGCAUAGUGUACUCGUGGUAAGCACCUGUGCUUCACAGUUGUAAGGAUCUGCGUUCACAUCUCGGCUAUGACUUUAAAAAAAAAAUACCUAUAAUGUGUUGUGUCAAGUGACUGUUUGGGAAAUUUCUCACCGUCUCCUACACAGGUGUCCAACUUUUAGAGCCAAGUUGGAUCGCGACUCACUUUUUUUUGGUUCAUAAUAGUUGAAAAUCCCCCCCCCCCCCCCCCCCCCCCACCCCAAAAAAAAAAGUCUUCAAUCAUCAUUACGAGUUGUUGCUCUAGGCAUCAUGGUGGUCUAGUGGCUAGCACAUCCACCUCAUAGUUUUAAGGGUCUUCUAAUGAAGUUGCUGGGAAAAAAAAAAAGUCUUUAAUAUGGAGACCUGCUAGAAAUUUCUAGCUUUCUACUAUACAGGUUCAUAACUAGGGGCCUGUCGCCAAAAUGGGUCAGGAGUCACUUUUUGUCAUAAUAUUGAUUAAUUUGUUGCAGUAGGCAGCCUGACAGAUUCGUGGUUAGCAUGUCGGCCUCUCAGUUCUGGGUUUUGGAACUUUCUCACAUUCUACUGCGCAGGUUCCCAACUUGUGGGGACCUGGAGGAAAAAUGGGUUGCGGGUCACAUUUUAUUGGGUCAGAGUAAUAAUUUCACCAACAAGGCUUUUUAUUCAUCGCUCAUUUUGAUUGAUUUGCUGCCUAGGCAGUUUGGUGUAUUCGUGUUUUGCACGUCUGCCUCAGAUUCUUGAGUUUCUGCAUUUGAAUCUCAGCUGCGAUCUGUGAAGCCCACUUUUCUCCUCUUGUAUGAAAGAUAAAAAAUUAUGACUUUCAAAAUGCAUAGACAUGAAUGACCGUUCUAGAAAUGUGUAUAUGACUGAAAAAAAUGCCUUUAAUGUAUAGAUGCAUGUGGCUUCUAGAAAUUUCUCCCCUUCUACUGCAGAGGUUACCAACCUAGGGGGCCUGGAGCCAAAAUAGGUCAUGAGUAACUUUUUUUUGUUGGGUAAGAGUGUCGCCCAAAAAAUUAUUCCUCAUCACUUUUUUUUUUUUUUUUUUUCUUCCGAAUGUUAAGCUCAUUGAAAACUAAAUUGACCAUGGGUGUGAGUGGUCGUUUGUAUGCAUGUCCCCUGUGGUUGGCCGGCGACCAGUCCGGUAUGUGCCUGCCUCUCGCCCCAAAGUCGGCUGGGAUAGGCUCCAGCCCAGUCGCGACCCUAAUGUAGACAAGCACUAUAGAAAAGGCAUGUAUAUGGAUGUAAAUGUGAAUGAGCAGCCACAGCAUAGUUGUAGCAUUAGUAGUUCAAACUAACAACCACAAUAAUAGCCAUCCAUUUUCUGUACUGCUUUUCCUCACUAGGGUUGCUGGCACUACAAUAAUAAACAUUGUUAAUACAGUUCUACUUCUGACAAUAUCAAUCAAAACGAAACAUUAUUACCAAGAAUAUUUGAGACAGUUCUUGUAUUGGAGCUCUUUAUCUUGUGGCUGGUCAAUGUACUGUAUGUGCAUGUUAUGGUAAUACACAAUCCAUUUUAGUAACCAAAUUUCCAAUUUAGAGUUUAAAAUGUUUGUAAAGCCCUCUUACAGUUCUAAUAGGAGAGCUUUGUACACAUUAUUAAGUCAGUCAGUCACUUCGCGCAGUGUAUUAAAGGCGCAUUGUUCCAUUCCAGUUGCCUUGCAACCUUGCAAGGCGUUCUGCAUUCGUCAGCUUUAUUAUACAGGUAGCCAGCGAUUGUGGUGGUGGUGGUGGUGAGGGUGGGGCAGGGGGGAGAAGAGUCACACUGUCAUUAGAGAAUAAAGUCUGGGCAAAUGUAUUGUUGUAGCAGUAGUUGUAACCCUCAGGGCUGAGUUAAUCGACUUCUGUCAUCUUUGUGCACACUGGUUUUAGUGUCUUACUGCAGCAGAAAAACAAUAAGAACAGUAACACCUGACCCGGCUCCAGUUUCAUCACUCUUGCAGGGAGUUAGUUGUCGGAUAUACCUGACUUUGUGCAUCCUGUUGCGAAACGAUAAGGGCAAUACUAAUUGAUUCGUCAGCUGAACUCAAGCCACAGUCAGUUGUUGUCUUGUGGUUAGUGCCAAAGAUAAUUUUGUAGGUAACUGUCCAAACUUGUGCAAGCUGGACUAUUUUCACAGACACAGCAAACUAAACAUACAUUUUGCCUCACAAUCCCUACAUGUGUACAUGAUUUUGAGGUGGCACAAUGUUUUCAAAACUUUCAGGUAUUCAAAAACAUUCAGCUCUCUUGAAGAACGCAAGUAAAAAUGCCUCAGUGCAUGAUAUUUCAAAUGAAAUUCUACUGAAUUCCCAAAACAACAGGCUUCUGUAACUUGUACAAAAUUUUACUAACAUAAGAUAUUUCCAGGUAAAAAAAAAAACAAAUCAAGAGUAUGUAUGUGUGUGUG
Messenger RNA from Phycodurus eques (leafy seadragon), 5718 nucleotides. It is a transcript of the gene morc3a, whose product is annotated as MORC family CW-type zinc finger 3a. NCBI's taxonomy places the organism in Eukaryota, Metazoa, Chordata, Actinopteri, Syngnathiformes, Syngnathidae. The transcript has 18 exons. Gene Ontology annotation, cellular component: nucleus; PML body. Bases 28 to 2574 code for a protein of 848 amino acids. The record is from RefSeq and is a predicted model, not a curated record. Gene Ontology annotation, molecular function: ATP hydrolysis activity; zinc ion binding.